GAAAAUGCCUCCUAAGCAAGAUAUGCGCAGGAAAUAUACCUAAACCCACCAUUCUUUAUGUUUUUUACAAGCUACGUGUAUCUCCAUUCCAACAUGUUGUUACUACUAGGCUACUUGGACGAAAUUGUAACUUUUUUAAUUGGCAGUUGUUUUGGUCAUUUUGUAGAAGUUGUCGGAUAAAACGAGUACCUUGCAACAUUGGCACAACCUUCAUUGACCUAACGAAGUUUAAAAUUUGAACAAUUUGAUUAAAUAAUGCGACUAUUUUUUAGAGGUUUAAACACCUAAGUGAACUAAAAAUUGCCUAAUUUACUAAAACAUAUCUGGACGUCCAAUAUACAAUGUAUGAUAACCUUGAUAAAAACACACAGUGUGGGCCGAUUUAUUGGCCAGUUUAUAGUUUAAAUGGAUCGUAUUUUAAAAGGAAUCAUGAAAUAUCGCCACAUAGAUAAAGCAAAAAUGGUUCAACAAUUUCUACAAGUCAGAGACAAUCCAACGCCAAAAGCAGUAUUUUUCACAUGCAUCGACAGCAGAAUGAUACCAACUCGGUUCACAGAAAUGAAUGUAGGAGAUAUGUUUGUUGUGCGAAAUGCGGGCAACGUGAUUCCGCACUCCCAACACUUCCUAGACGAAUUAACCACCAAUGAACCGGCGGCUUUGGAAUUGGGCUGCAUAGUUAAUGACAUUAGGCACAUUAUAGUCUGCGGUCACAGCGAUUGCAAAGCGGUAAAUCUGCUGUAUAAACUACAAGAUGGCGAAUUCGCGUCGCUCAAAAAUCGCAGGUUGUCGCCGCUAAGGGCGUGGUUGUGCACGCAUGCGCUGCCAAGUUUGGAGAAAUUUCAACAACUUCAAUUGACGGACUAUCAAAAACCGCUACUGUUCCAGGCGGAAACGCCAAUGAGGCACUUCGUUGCGUAUAUAGAUCCCGACAACGAAUUCGCCUUAGAAGAUAAAUUAUCGCAAAUAAAUACUUUGCAGCAACUACAAAACAUAGCUAGCUACGGUUUCCUCAAAAAACGGCUAGAGACACAUCAAUUACACAUACACGCUCUGUGGUUUGAUAUUUAUACGGGUGAAAUUUACUAUUUCAGCAGGCAGGCAAAACGAUUCGUUAUUAUUGACGAAAAUAAUUUUGAUAAGUUGUUAGGGGAGGUUCAGAGAUAUUAUAUGUAACGACUGCUGCUAUUUUAUACAAUUUUUACCAUAAUUGAUAUGACCUAGAUUGCUUAGAACAUUUAUAUUUUUAUACAGUUUCUUGGCUAUUUUAUACUUUUUUCGCCACUAUAACUUGCCAAAACCACUGUCGAAUUUUUUCAGUAGGUAAAUACAAAAGACCUUCGCAGUCACAGUUCCUAUGAUUUUACUGUAGUGAACAGAAAGAACCACUUGACUUGCUAUUUACACAGUGGGUACUUGUUUGGAUCAAAAACAAUUGCUUAAGCUUUUUGCCAUACAGGGUGUUCUCGUAGAAGCUUUACUAGCUAUUGUAGAAUUAGGUAUUUUUUCUACCAUAUCAAGAUGAAUAGGUAAUUAGCUUUCUAAUAUGCCGAGCAUGUUUACUAUAGUAGUAUUCUGAUUUGCCGUAUACUAUGCGAUCAAAAAAGACUUGCUGUCGAGUCACCUACAUGUUUACAUGGGAAAUCAUAUUUAAAUUGAACUUCCAAGGUAACUCGACGUCAAUCCUUUUUUGAUAGCGCCUGUUACUUUGAAACAUUAAUAAUAAUGCUAUAUAGUGCCAAGUACCACAGUUGUAAUUAAGAACAUUCCUAUAUUUUACUUUCUGUACAAGUAUGUAUUGCAAUUUUAAAUUCUAUAAAACGAAAUGAUACUUA
This is a messenger RNA of Photinus pyralis (common eastern firefly), 1832 nucleotides long. It is a transcript of the gene CAHbeta, whose product is annotated as beta carbonic anhydrase 1. Bases 406 to 1173 code for a protein of 255 amino acids. The record is from RefSeq and is a predicted model, not a curated record. NCBI's taxonomy places the organism in Eukaryota, Metazoa, Arthropoda, Insecta, Coleoptera, Lampyridae. Gene Ontology annotation, molecular function: zinc ion binding; carbonate dehydratase activity. The transcript has 4 exons.